GUAGACUUAAAAUAGGUCUAUGUGUAAGCUUCCCUGAAGCCGUCCGUCGCAUGGGCUGGGAGAGCGACUCAGCGGGCGUAAAUCAUGCUUACUGCUUGGGUAAGUGGCGCCGUUGUGUUUCCCGGCCUGUUCUAUGGGCUAGGGAAAAUACUCAAGUUCGCUUUCAGACACUGGGACGACGCAGAAGUAGUGACCGUCAGCGAAAGGCUCGUUUCUGCUAUCCAUGCCACCAUUUGUACUGCAAGUGGAAUUACAAUUGUGUCAUCUUGCAAGAAUGUCAUGACUGACAGUCAUUGGCUGGUCAAUGAGUAUAUGUUAUUUGGCUCUUCUUAUAUGGCCACUGACCUUGUUGCCAUGUACCUGAGUCACUACCAUAUUCAGAGGCGCCAAAGUCAGAACAGCAUAUACAACAGCCACAAUCAGCAAACGAUGAAGGCUUUCUUCUCCAAGGACUGGUUGCUCAUCCUCCAUCAUUUGACCCUCGUUUUGGUUUUCAUGCCCAUCGCUAUGUUUCUCCGAAGAGGACUGGGCGAUUUUUUCCUCGGGUGCUUUUUCAUCGCAGAAUUCAGCACACCUUUUCUCUGUAUGGCAAAGAUCCUCAUUCAGCUGGGAGUAGACAACACCAGGCUGCACAUAAUCAACGGCAUAUUGCUCCUCUUGACGUUCUUCAUGUGUCGAAUCUUGAUCUUCCCCUUCAUGUACUGGAUGUAUGGUCGGCAGAUCAACAUGCCGCUGCACAAAGUGCCCUUCAGUUUGCCUUGGCACUGCAACGUGGGCAACCUGACUGUCCUCGCGCCACAGCUCUACUGGUUUUACCUCCUGCUGAAGAAAGCCAAGAGACUGUACAAUAAACAUAGAAAGGUUAAUUAAAUCCAAACAGACCAUACAUUUUGGCUCCUAAAAAUAAGUAAACAGUUUACAACUCAGACAUGAACUAAUUUAGAUCGCUGUAAACCUUUCUAAGCACUGCUAGUUUGUUUUUCUGUUACAACCAGCACAGUGCACUUUCUUAAAAAGGAAUGUAAGAAUCUUGUACUGAGUUCAAUAUAACUCCAUGUUUUUAUGAUUGUUGGGAUUCUGUGCUAUCACUGCAAACUAGAAUUUCUAUAUUUUGUUUUACAUAAAUACACUUAAAAAUCAUCCAGUGUGAUAAAUUGA
This is a messenger RNA of Corythoichthys intestinalis (scribbled pipefish), 1158 nucleotides long. RefSeq names its product TLC domain-containing protein 3A-like. Gene Ontology annotation, biological process: lipid homeostasis. The coding region runs from base 85 to 870 and encodes 261 amino acids. The record is from RefSeq and is a predicted model, not a curated record. NCBI's taxonomy places the organism in Eukaryota, Metazoa, Chordata, Actinopteri, Syngnathiformes, Syngnathidae. Gene Ontology annotation, cellular component: endoplasmic reticulum; membrane. The transcript is spliced from 5 exons.